This is a messenger RNA of Mucor mucedo, 398 nucleotides long. RefSeq lists its product as uncharacterized. The transcript has a single exon. The record is from RefSeq and is a predicted model, not a curated record. The coding region runs from base 41 to 319 and encodes 92 amino acids. Lineage: Eukaryota; Fungi; Mucoromycota; Mucoromycetes; Mucorales; Mucoraceae.
UUUUUCUUCUCUCUCUCUCUCUCACUUUAUUUAUUAAAAUAUGGCAUCUUUACCUUCACCACCACCUUCUCCACUUGAUCGCAGGCGACAUCGACGUAGUGAUAGCUUUGCACUGUUACAGGCCGUGAUUAAAGAAAGAGAGAAAGAAGAACAUCAAGAAGAAGAAUUGUUACUGAAAUCAAGACUGAUCCGAUUUAGUUGCCCACCCGCCGUGAAAACAAUAGAGAAGGAGGAGAUCAUUAUACCGCAUAAAAGUUUAUCACAUCAUUCUGUGAGAUUCACAACAGAACCACCCAAAGUCUAUCAUUACACUGUAUAACCUUAUAAAAAAAAAGAUACCCACACACUAUGAAGAAAGGGGUGAACACACACACACACACACACACACACACACAUAC